Molecule: messenger RNA, 2466 nt
Organism: Symbiodinium natans
Lineage: Eukaryota; Dinophyceae; Suessiales; Symbiodiniaceae
Source: the annotation of a GenBank genome assembly
AUGAGCUCGCAGCCAUCUGGGAGUGCGAACGAGCUUGACGAUAAGCUACAGCAGGGCUAUGAUCUGCUGGAUGCCCUACUCGGGGCCAUGAAGGAGAAGAGUUCACAAGGGCACGCCAAGCAGGCUCAGAAGGCCUUUGCGACCCUCCUGCCCAGGGCUGUGGACCAGCCGCAGCCACAGCCUUCUCCUCCUGCUGCCGAUGCAAGCUCCUCUGCCGUGCAGACGCAGGACUUGUCCUGCUCAGACGACCUUCAACAACUUCGCAAGGACAUGGAGGUUCAACAGGAGAGAGAGUUCGAGAAGAUGAGCCAGCUCCUCCAGGCGCAGCAGGAGAGGCAGUUCAAUAAGAUGAAGGAAUUCUUCCAGGCGCACCAGGAUGAUAUUGCAAAGCUCAAGGAUGAUGUCUCGAAAUCCUUGCAGGCUCCAAAGGAGGUGCUCUCGCAGUGCGAAGAGUUGGUUCCGUCACGGCAGGAGGAGGACUCGCCGCGGGCCACGCAAGCAGCAAAGGCCACUUUACUGCAACGUCCACAAGAAGCGAGGUUUUUCUCAGGGCCUGCGCUUGGGCUUCCUUCUGGGGGUCUGCCUGCACCCAGCUCCUCCACCACGCAGGAUGACUACUCCACCGUUCUGCAGCACGUGCGCAUGGAAGUGGAGGCUCAGCUGGACGGACAUUUUGACAAGAUGAAGAUGCUGAUCCUUGAGGCCGCCGGACAGGACUCGGGCUCGCGGCUCCAGGGCGGAACACAGAUGGACUCAGACAGAGACCUGCAGGACGAGCAUUUCGAGGAGAUGCAGCGGCAUCUCCAGGACAUGUUCCAUGACGACACAAGCCCGCUGCACAGAACGAAAAUGAGUGGCCUCGUUCCGAAGUUGCAGCUCCUACACCUCAUGCAGAGACACAAACUUGAGAAGGAUCAACACGUCAAGGCUUGCUUGCUACAAAUGGCUGACAAGUUCAGCAAGGCAGAUGUCCGUCUAGAGGAUUUCUGGGAAGAUCUGCAUAGCUGGCAUCCGUGCGAAACUGCUGCCGAAUUGAAGCAGGCCCUAAACACUGGCAAGUUCGAAGAAUGGUGCUCAGAGUCGGCUGGCCUCAAGGAGAAUCUUAAGAGCAUCCAGUCAAAUUUGCAGCACGACCAAGACACGCUGCGGAAAGAGAUGCCUGAGCAAAAGCACGGUUCAGACAAGCAGUGCUUGAAACCACGCAUGUUGAUCAAGCUGAGCAAGACUGCCGAAGAGUUAACGGGCUUGUCGACGUCAUGGAAGCCAAACGAUUCGACGAUGUUGAGACACAUCUGCUUCGUUGGGCCUGGCGAGGAGCAGCUGAACAAAUUUGAAAGCAUUGCCAUGGGCCGGCACUGGAUAGAGUUCGGAAUCUUGUUCGGGCAUCACAAAGUGCCAACUCGUAAGCCAGAUCCUCCCAAGCCAGGAGACACGGGAGACAGCCUGCUGGAUUCCUACGACUAUGGAGGCCCAAUCGAAGACAUCUCGCGUAAGUACCCGCGGCUGGACAAGGUCGCGAAAGCCCUGAAGCAAGAUGGAGCAUCUUCCAGGUUCCGAUUCUGUGCGCAUCUUGUACGCCCACCCUUUGACACGUACCUGCUCCACCGUGAGGAAGCUGCCGCCGACUUUCUCGGCUGGCUUGUGGAAUGUGGCUUCCAGAAAGUGUUGGUGCAUCUGAACAGCGCAGUUGGAGGUUAUACAGAAAGCGAGGUAAAAAACAAAGUGGACAAGCUGCUGAAACUGAUGGACCGGUUCAAAAAACUCACGUUCAUCCUGUCUGUGGCCGAGGACAUCAAUGUUCGAGCAAGGAUGCUGUUCGAAGAGCUGCUGAAGAACAGUUCGUCAACAAAAGUGACUUUGCUGUACAAUUCCUCACGUGGAGGUGGUGAAGAGGCUGCCACCUAUGCCAGCCCUCUGGUGGAAAAAGAGCUGAGGUGUACGGGCUAUGCUGGCGGCUUUCGCCCAGACAAUGUGCUCCAAAAGCUUCGUGACAUGGAGUGGGUGAUACCAGAGGGCAGGCAAGUUUUCAUCGAGACCCAGUCUGGCGUCAGGACGAAACCUAAAGAUAAGUUUUCUGUAAAACUGUGUUUGGAAUUUGCUGAGAAUGUGGCGAAGAGCACAUUCAACCCUGGGCAUGGGGCGGAGGUGUAUCCCCAGCACGAUGGCACUUUGGUCUUGGGGGAUUCCAGCAAAAUAGUCUUGCAGCCUGAUACGCAGUACAUCGUUAACGCUGUGAAGAAGUCAACGUUUUCAGUGGGGCUUGCUGACGGAUCGCGAAGUUUUGAUGCUAUGUUUAUAGCAGGCUCGGUUGCUGCGAGGCAUUUCGAGGGAGUGCUGGCUCCUGAGCUGCGCCCAGAUGAUACUCGAAGAGAGGGCGGGGAUUGGAGGACGACAGGUAUGUUUUCCCGCCCGUUUGCGCAGAUAGUCUGCGAGACCACCUUAAGCCACCACUGCCAAGCACCUUGA